Messenger RNA from Aureobasidium pullulans EXF-150, 823 nucleotides. RefSeq lists its product as uncharacterized. The transcript is spliced from 2 exons. The coding region runs from base 1 to 612 and encodes 203 amino acids. The record is from RefSeq and is a predicted model, not a curated record. NCBI's taxonomy places the organism in Eukaryota, Fungi, Ascomycota, Dothideomycetes, Dothideales, Saccotheciaceae.
AUGGAUGGUACCGCUUCAGUCGCAUCAGUCGUCUCUCUCGACGAGAGCGAACCUCACUUCUACAAAAUCUCACCCGACGAGAUGAACAAACUCAAGCACAGUCUCACCCUCAUGGAAGAUCGUAUGAGAAGUCUGUGGAUCUUGAUGGGGCGCGCACACAUUGAUCCUAUCCUCAAUGAGCUCUCUACUGUGAACGUCACUCUCGCAAAGGCCGAGAAAGUUCCUGAGGACCUGACACCCGAUCCUUCCGAGUCUGGAGACUACUAUACCGAACUGGAUGAUCCUGAGCCUAAGCCCGAGCCUCAGCACGUCAGGCCCGGCAUAGACGGAUUUCUCAUCCGAACUGGCAUGGCCGCGAUUCUCGGCGACAUGAUUGAUGAACUCAAGGAUCUCAAAUCAGCCGAUGCCACCGCCAUGAUGGAAUGCAUUGAGGAACUAGAAUAUGACAUGGCGCAGGAGCUUCAUGUUGUUAUUCAGGAGGCUGCUGAGAGAACCCCCGAAUUCAUCAAAAGAUUCGAGGCCAAUGCCCGAAAGCUUACAAUUGAGUUCUUUACCAAGAAGUGGCAAGAAAAUGCGCUUGAAAGGAUAACAAAUACAUUCAAGCAGAUCUGAGAGUGCGGUCUGAAGCUUGAAAGGUGAAAGUAGAAGCUUACUACCGUUUCCUACAAACAUGAAGAAGUGGCACAAGAAUAGCAAGUAAGAGACAAUGAAAGACACAUGGCUGGAGAAUACGGAUAUCAGAUGCACAAAAGGAGCUGCCAUAGAGCUUUUUUCGCUGUCUCAAAAGAAUGCAGAUGUUGUAGCGAUCAGUACAAAGCAAAGC